AUGGUGUUGAUGCGUAAGUUUCGAUGCCAUGGCGGGGUGCAGUGCAACUGUGCCCUCCACUGCUUUUACUUUUAUCGCUGCCCCUUAUUAUGUACAAAUAUACCGAUACGUACUGCUGCGGUACUGAGCUCCCUUAGAAGAUCCUCACCACUGCUGUCUGAUCCCUACGAAAGCGGCACAAAAAAAACCUUCUCCCCCCGUCGAGCCUUUAUUCACACCACAGAAAGAAGCAAAUUGAUGUCGGAGGAAAUAAUUACAAAGCUUCGGGAGGUUGUUGGCUUGGAUGAAAAGAAUGCGAAGGAUUUGUCCACGAAGCCUGAACGUGUGACGGACCUUCUCGAGUUCUUCGGCGUCCAGGGAAUUACGGCCGCCUCGCCUCGGGAGCAAAAGGUGAUGAUGUUCAAUAUUUGGACAAAGGUGAAACUCUCCGAGCAUCGUGACCACAUCGCCACUUACGUAAAGAAUAAUAAGCUCGACUCCACGCAGAAGGUGGACGCUGCCGUGCGGUUUGUUAAUGCCCUCAAGGCGAACGCCGCGUUUGAAGUUGCGAAGUUUGAGGAAGAGUGCGGUGUCGGUGUUGUAUUGUCCCGUGAUGAUACCGUCAGGCUUGUGAAGGAGGCACUGGAAGCGGAGGAUCCCAAAGUGCUCAAGGCUUCGUGGGUGAAGAAUCCCAAUAUGCUCAUUGGUAAGGUGAAACGAGCAAAGGGACUGCAGUGGGCCGACAUCAGCGUGGUAAAGUCUGCAGUGGAGGAAAUGGUGCCCCCCAUGAUUGAAGGUGUUGUACUUGAGGAAGCACCCAGUAAACCAAAGCAGGCAGCACCGUCUGCUCCGUCCGGUAAGGGAGCGGGAGGCGCACAGCAGUGCCCACGCAACGAUGACUGGAAGAACGUCGUUGAUACGAAGAAACGCAAUCUUAUUGGCGAUUUACCCAAGUGCAAGGAAGGUGAAAUUGUGCACGUAAUUGGGUGGGCGCAUCGUGUCCGGCAUCAGUCACGCAUUUCCUUUGUUGUACUACGUGAUGGUUCGGGCUACAUUCAAGUGGUUUUUGGAGGCGAAACGGAACCGUUUCAUCGAGAGACGUCGUUGGCUAUCCGUGGAAGACUGAAACACGAACCAAAGGCCAAAGCCGAGUUGCAGCCCCCGUACGAACUGCACGUGGAGGAGUACGCUAUCAUUGGCAACUCAGACGGAAGCAUUGAAAACGUUAUUACAGCUGAAAGCUCCCCUGAUAAAUUGCUGGAUGAUAGACAUUUAGUCAUUAGAGGAACGUAUGGAUCUACAACACUAAAGGUGCGGCAUGAACUUAUUCGUGCCUUCCGCGAGUACUUCUGGUCCAAGGGGAUGUACGAAGUAACACCGCCAACGCUUGUGGGUACUCAGUGUGAGGGUGGGUCAACUCUUUUUGACGUGAUGUAUUACGGAAAGAAGGCGUAUCUCACUCAGUCCUCUCAGUUAUACCUGGAAGCCUGCACAGCUUCCCUUGGAGAUGUUUACUGUCUCCUUUCAAGCUACAGAGCAGAGAAAUCCAAAACGAAACGCCAUCUAAGUGAGUACACACACUUGGAAGUGGAGUAUGCGGUGUGCAAUUUUGAGGAGAUGUUGACAUAUAUUGAGGACCUCAUCGUGUCGGUGUUCAACAUGGUGAUUGAACGUGUCGGUGACCUCAUUGCCUUCAUGAAUCCCAAGCAAUUGGUCGAUCCGAACGGCAACCCACGCGAUCCCAAGAACUGGAAACUGGCGCCGAAGAAACCCUUCAGGCGGCUCAAGUAUGCUGAUGCAAUUAAAUUCUGCAACGAGCACAACAUAUUAAACCCCGAGACCAAUGAGCCAUUCAAAUUCGGUGAGGACAUCACUGAUCAACCGGAGCGGGCAAUGGUGGGAAUGAUUGGCGAGAUUGUUUUAAUGACGCAUUUCCCUGCCGAAAUGAAGUCCUUUUACAUGGCUCGGGAUGAUCAUGACAACCGGCUCACGGAGUCAGUGGAUGUGUUGGCGCCCGGCAUUGGUGAAGUGGUUGGCGGCUCGAUGCGUAUGUGGGAUUAUGAUGAGUUAAUGGAGGCAUACAAACGCGAGGGUCUCGACCCCGAGGUGUACUACUGGUAUACGGAGCAGCGGAAGUACGGCUCAACUCCGCACGGUGGUUUCGGGUUGGGGCUGGAGCGGCUGCUUGUGUGGCUGUUGGAUCUUGACUCCGUAAGGGAUGCGUGUUUGUUCCCACGUUAUAUGGGUCGAUGCCAACCCUAA
Trypanosoma brucei brucei TREU927 is the source of this 2241-nucleotide messenger RNA. Its product is annotated as asparaginyl-tRNA synthetase, putative. Lineage: Eukaryota; Euglenozoa; Kinetoplastea; Trypanosomatida; Trypanosomatidae. The coding region runs from base 1 to 2241 and encodes 746 amino acids. The transcript has a single exon. Gene Ontology annotation, biological process: asparaginyl-tRNA aminoacylation. Gene Ontology annotation, molecular function: asparagine-tRNA ligase activity; ATP binding; nucleic acid binding. The record is from RefSeq and is a predicted model, not a curated record. Gene Ontology annotation, cellular component: cytoplasm.